This is a messenger RNA of Chara braunii, 2467 nucleotides long. The record is from the annotation of a GenBank genome assembly. NCBI's taxonomy places the organism in Eukaryota, Viridiplantae, Streptophyta, Charophyceae, Charales, Characeae.
AGAGAGAGAGAGAGAGAGAGAGAGAGAGAGAGAGAGAGAGAGCGGAAAGUCGAUUUUGAAUCUCUGUCUGCUUGACGCCGUGAUCUGGCCAUGGCGAUGGCAACGUGUUCAACCACAGGCGUCCGCGUGGCAAGCAGGUGGGCGGCGUUCUCCGCUGACGCAGAGAAGCCACUCCGGACGGUCACACGUGUUUCGGGUGUCGAGGCGGUUGGCAUAAAUACGAGAGCGCCACGUGUCAUCACCCGGGGACGCCUGGAGACUGGCGGCAUUCCACCACGGAAAUGUCCAAGCUGGUUAAGAGAGGCACAGUGGAUCGGUCCUCUAGCCUGGAGUGUGAGCGAGAAGGGAAGGACUUGGCCAAUGCGAGCUCCGACUUUGUCCAGCUCGAAGAUGACGUGGCGUUUUGGUGAUUUGUCAUGGGAGGAAGACGGUGAAUCUUCGUCGCAGGACGUCUUUUUCGUCGCAGCGGGCCCCAAGAGGACGAGAGGGGGGGACUCUCUUUCCCCCGUUAUACGAGGACCAGCUAUGGCGGCCGGAGCUUUUGGUUCCCAUGCAAACAAGCCUUCCUCAAAGGUUACGGCAGCAGCUAUGGCGACAGAGACGCCGGCGGUAUCAGGCCUUGACGAGCAAAAUGCUGACGUGGCUAACGAASAGYCCUCGUUUCAGUGGAGCCGYCAUUGGUAUGGYGUGGCGGUGGAAGCUCAKCUUGACAGAAGGCAGCCKCAUGSCAUCACCGUCCUGGGCCGUCGAUUCGUCUUGUGGUGGGACAGRUCCGCCCAGGAACAGGAUSCAACGRUCRGAGUGGGCAGAGAGGAGAYGGAGSSGGGSAAUGRYGGCGGCGCYGGCGCUUUGAGCAAAGCAGAUUACGAGGAUGUGAUCCGGGGUGGAAUGUGGCGAGCUUUCCUGGACCAGUGUCCUCAUCGACUGGCUCCGCUCUCAGAAGGCAGAAUCGACGAGGAGGGGAGGCUCCAGUGCUCGUACCAUGGAUGGUCCUUCGGCGGGGAUGGYGGRUGCAAGAACAUWCCRCAAGACAGGCCGGARCRGCRKGGSMGCACGUCUCCCCGUGCAUGCACAACUGCUGUUCCGACGGGCGUUGUGAACGGGGUGGUUUUCCUGUGGCCAGAUGAGAGUGCAGAGGGUGUAGAGCUGGCCUCCAAGACCCCUCUUCCUGUUGAUCCUGCGGUUCACAUGCCGGGACUGCUCAGAAGAGAGCGAUACGUGAGGGAGGUACCGUACGGCUACGAGAUCCUCGUUGAGAAUCUCUUCGAUCCCAGCCACUUGUCCUUCGCCCAUCACGCCCAAGGUACGAUGAUGUACAGGCAAAAGGGGGCGCCUUUGGAACUAGAAGCGUCCUCGAAGGGUCGUGAGGGUUUCGUUGGGCAGGGUUGGGAUACCACACUUCGCCCUGGCAUGUUCUACGUGGAGUUCCAAGCUGCCAGUAGGGUGACACACCGGAGGGAAUGGAACAUCGGGGGCAGAGAUGUGACCGCCAUGAGCACGUUUUAUGUCACGCCCAGUGAGCCGGGACGUUCUCUUCUGAUCAUUGGAGACUCGUUCACAGAUGUCCCAGACACCAAGGUGUCAGUAGGAUCACUGAUGCGCAAACUGCGUCAAGCUAUCCGCACGAAGAUGAACGCUUUCCAUUUGUUCCUCAAUGCCUUCCUAGACGGCGAUUCAUACUUGCUGCACGUGGCCGAAAAGAACCUCAACAGGAUGAAGAUGCAGCGCAACAAAGAGUGGAACGAAGCGUACUACCUUCCCACCGCUUCGGAUCGCUGGGCCAUUGCCUUCAGGCAGUGGUUGCACAAAUACGCUGGCGGUGGUGUAAAAUGGGCAAAUGGGGCCACUUCUCCCGCUCCUAGGACCGCCGGUGCUACCCGGUCGCCGGAUAAAGAUGUGGGUAAGAUUAUGGAUGAGGCUGCGUUUACCGUUUUGUCUCCUCGGGAGGCCCUGGACCGGUACCAUCAGCACACGGCCAAAUGCCAAGCCUGCUUGAGGAUGCUCAACUUCUACAGAACCCUACAGAAGGCCCUUUGUAUCGCCUGCGUCCUGUUGGUCUCUAUCGCCGCAUGCCUUUCGGGCCAGACGGCGGCCCCCAUCGUGGCUAGCAGUGGGGCGAAUGGCCCUAUGGCUGCUACAGCUGCAGCUGUGUCUUCGUCAGGAGGGAAACUCCUGGGGGUAUCCCUCCCCCUUGUCAUUCGGGUUGUGCUGGCCAUCCUUUCCGUUGGGGCAGCUAUUGGGGCCCUCAAGCUGGAGGACUAUAUUCAGAAUUUCAUCUACAAGGGGUACAACCACGCCCUGGUUCCCUAGGUACCGCUUUGGUGGAGAGAGUUCUGGUGUGCUGUGUUCAUUUCAUUUUAUUGUCCAUACAGAUAGAGGUCCGCGGGGUGAAUAGAUGAUGAAUGUCAAUCUCACAUGCCCCUUUGUGGUCUCUUCACUGAGCAUUGGAUAAAUGCAUGUCACCUGU